Molecule: messenger RNA, 2091 nt
Organism: Nicotiana attenuata
Lineage: Eukaryota; Viridiplantae; Streptophyta; Magnoliopsida; Solanales; Solanaceae
Exons: 10
Coding region: 244-1758 (504 amino acids)
Source: RefSeq, a predicted model, not a curated record
UGGUGUCCCCAUGUGAGAUGCUUCUACUGAGGCUCAUAAUAAUAAUGGCCCCUCUUUACUCCUCUUCCUACUGAUUCUUUUAUUUCUCCUCUUCUUUCUCUCUUUCUUGAAAAAAGACUUCUUUUAUCCUUGUAUUCCUUUCUUCUAACGUCUUUUGAGCAUUUUAAGCCAACCCCUUUUCUUUAUUUUGCUUUAUAAUUCAUCAGGGGUUGAGCCAAAUUUUGUAUCAACAGAAACAGCAGCAUGAGAAUGAGAGGAGGUGCUAUAGCUGGUGUUUUUAUGCUUCUUUUGCCUAUUUUCUUUGCUAGUAUUUUCAGCCACGCUUCCCCCACCAUUCUCAAGGAUUUGAAUGCUCCAAAAUUCAGGCACUCACGUCUUGCGAAGAGUGCUUUACAACGCCAAACUUCCAAUGAAGAACAGUCAGAGCUUUGGACGCCUUUGGCGCACCAAGGAUGGAAACCUUGUACCGAAUCUGAUGGUGCCUCCACAGUACCUGAAAAGUCCGAGGGAUACGUUCAAGUGUUCCUUGAUGGAGGACUAAAUCAACAGAGGAUGGGGAUUUGCGAUGCAGUUGUCGUUGCCAAAAUUCUGAAUGCCACACUUGUGAUCCCUCAGUUGGAAGUAAAUCCUGUUUGGCAAGAUUCAAGCUCAUUCAUGGAUAUAUUUGAUGUGGAUCACUUCAUCAAUGUAUUGAAAGACGACGUAUCUAUAGUCAAAGAGUUGCCAGAUGAAUUCGCUUGGAGCACACGAGAAUAUUAUGGCACAGCUAUUCGACCUACAAGAAUCAAGACUGCUCCAGUUCAUGCUUCAGCAAAUUGGUACUUAGAGAAUGUUUCACCUGUCCUACAGAGUUACGGAAUUGCUGCCAUAGCGCCAUUUUCUCAUCGGCUGACAUUCGACAACAUGCCCAAAUACCUCCAACACCUACGAUGUAAAGUCAACUUUCAAGCAUUGGCCUUUGUUCCUCACGUCAGACAUCUCGGGGAUGCCCUUAUCAAUCGCCUCAGGAAUCCUCCUAGUGAAGGCAACAUGGUUAGUAACAACUACCUCAGAGAAGUUACCGAUCUUAAGCCCAAACAAGGAGCAGGCAAGUUUGCUGUUCUCCACCUUCGCUUCGACAAGGAUAUGGCAGCUCAUUCAGCUUGUGAUUUUGGUGGUGGCAAGGCUGAAAAUUUGGCUCUAGCUAAAUACCGGCAAGUAAUUUGGGGAGGAAGGGUCAUCAACUCUCAGUUUACUGAUGAAGAGUUAAGGAGUCAAGGACGGUGCCCAUUGACCCCAGAAGAAGUUGGCUUGCUGCUGGCAGCUUUGGGAUUCGACAACAGCACUCGCCUAUAUCUUGCCUCCCAUAAGGUUUUUGGCGGGGAACGCCGUAUUUCGGCCUUGAGAAAUUUGUUUCCCCUGAUGGAAGACAAAAAGAGCCUUGCAUCUUCUGAGGAAAGAGCUCUUAUCAAAGGAAAGGCUUCCUUAUUAGCUGCAGUUGAUUAUUAUGUCGGCAUGCACAGUGAUAUAUUUGUUUCUGCCUCCCCUGGAAAUAUGCACAACGCGAUGGUGGGACAUAGAACAUACAACAAUAUGAAGACAAUAAGGCCAAACAUGGCAUUAUUAGGCCAGCUAUUCCUGAAUAAGACACUGACUUGGCCUGAGUUUCAAGAAUCAGUAGUUGAAGGCCACAAAAACAGACAAGGGCAAAUUAGACUUCGCAAACCAAAGCAAUCCCUUUAUACAUAUCCUGCUCCUGAUUGCAUGUGCCAAGCUUGAAAGUUACUACUGAGAUUUUAAUAUAGAUCUGUAUUGUUUGGACCUCAAAUUAUUGUUUAUUAUGCCUAUGUAAUAGUUAAAUAAGAUGCCACCCCUUUGUUUACUUAUAGGAGUAUUUAUGUGUUACCACGUGAGUUUUACUUUAGGGGUGGAAUAUGUGUACAAUAUAUGUAUUACUCCUAUGAAGAGUGCAUAUACAGAUAGUAGUAUUCUAGUUUAAAGAUAUUUUACUAUGUAUGUCAGUUCUGUAGACUAUUUUAAAGGGUGUUUCAUUUUGGUAUGUAGAGGUCGAUAAUUAUCAAAUGGCAGCCAGUAUAUUGUAUUUUUACUUAA